CCCACCGGAAGCAGCCGGCGGGAAACGGCGUCCAGUGGACAAAAGCUCCGGCACUUCUUGGUUCCCGCGCGGCUGUCGGCCUGGUAGGCGCCGCGCCAUCGGCUUGGCUGAUCGCGGCUCCCGGGGAAGUGGACGCGGGCCUCGUCUUCCCAACGCUAUGAUUCCGGUGUCGCUGCUGGUGGUGGUGGUGGGCGGCUGGACCGCCGUCUACCUGGCCGACUUGGUUCUUAAGUCAUCUGUGUAUUUUAAGAAUUCUUAUGAAGACUGGCUGGAAAACAACGGACUGAGCGUGUCUCCCUUUCACAUCAGAUGGCAGACUGCUGUUUUCAAUCGUGCCUUUUACAGUUGGGGGCGGAGGAAAGCAAGGAUGCUUUACCAGUGGUUCAAUUUUGGAAUGGUGUUUGGUGUGAUUGCCAUGUUUAGCUCUUUUUUCCUCCUGGGAAAAACGCUGAUGCAGACUUUAGCACAAAUGAUGACUGAUACUCCCUCUUCCUCUUCUUCCUCCUCUUCCUCCUCUUCUUCCUCUUCCUCCUCUUCCUCCUCUUCCUCUUUUUCAUCUUCCUCAUUUAACAAUGAGCAAGUGCUACAAGUUGUGGUUCCUGGUAUCAAUUUACCCAUCAACCAACUGACCUAUUUCUUUGCUGCAGUCCUCAUUAGUGGUGUGGUACAUGAAAUUGGACACGGAAUAGCAGCUAUUAGGGAACAAGUUCGCUUUAAUGGCUUCGGAAUUUUUCUCUUCAUUAUCUAUCCUGGAGCAUUUGUUGAUCUGUUCACCACUCAUUUACAACUUAUAUCACCAGUCCAGCAACUAAGGAUAUUUUGCGCAGGUAUCUGGCAUAAUUUCGUCCUUGCACUCCUGGGUAUUUUAGCUCUUGUUCUCCUCCCUGUAAUUCUCCUGCCAUUUUACUACACUGGAGUUGGGGUGCUUAUCACUGAAGUUGCUGAGGACUCACCUGCCAUUGGACCUAGAGGCCUUUUUGUGGGAGAUCUUGUCACCCAUUUACAGGAUUGUCCUGUUACUAAUGUGCAAGAUUGGAAUGAAUGUCUAGAUACCAUCGCCUAUGAGCCCCAAAUUGGUUACUGUAUAAGUGCAUCAACUUUACAACAGUUAAGCUUCCCAGUCAGAGCAUAUAAGCGGCUAGAUGGUUCAGUUGAGUGUUGCAACAACCACAGUCUCACAGAUGUGUGCUUCUCCUACAGAAAUCAUUUCAAUAAGCGAUUGCAUACAUGUCUCCCAGCUCGGAAAGCCAUUGAAGCCAUGCAAGUUUGUAGAACCAAUAAAGAUUGUCUUAAAGCCUCAAGUUUCUGUAUAAUACCAUCUUUGGAAAUGCAUACUCGCUUAAUCAAAGUGAAGCACCCACCGCAUAUUGAUAUGUUGUACGUAGGACAUCCACUGCACCUUCACUACACAGUGAGUAUCACCAGUUUUGUCCCACGCUUCAACUUCCUAAGCAUAGAUCUUCCUGUGGUUGUGGAGACAUUUGUCAAGUACCUGAUAUCUCUCUCAGGAGCUUUGGCUAUUGUUAAUGCAGUGCCCUGCUUUGCUUUGGAUGGACAGUGGAUUUUAAAUUCAUUCCUGGAUGCUACCCUCACCUCAGUGAUUGGAGACAAUGAUCUCAAAGAUCUGAUAGGUUUUUUCAUUUUGCUCGGUGGCAGUAUACUCUUAGCUGCCAAUGUCACUUUGGGUCUCUGGAUGGUUACAGCACGGUAAUAUCUUCACUCCACUGGCAAAGCCAUUGAGUUUCAGUAUACAAAAUUGAAAACCUAGAGGAGGUAGAGCUCAGUGGUAGAGCAUUUGACUGAAAAAUGGAAAACCUACUUGAUAUAAAACAUGAAGUGUUUCCUUAAAAUUCUAUUUUUAACCAGCAACUUUAAUAUCUUCCAAUAUCCUGAGUAUAUAAACUCUGAGGUAGGGAAAAAUAUGAAGUGAAAGCUACUGUUUCUGACCACAUUCUUGGUUUAAAUCCUGAAUUUAAAACAUCAGGUACUUGUGGAACUAUUUCUAAACAAGUAUAAUAAUAUGAAAUAAUUUUUGUGUAAUAUAUGUUGGUGUAGUAUGAGAGAAGACAAUUGG
This is a messenger RNA of Suncus etruscus (white-toothed pygmy shrew), 2074 nucleotides long. It is a transcript of the gene MBTPS2, whose product is annotated as membrane bound transcription factor peptidase, site 2. Gene Ontology annotation, molecular function: protein binding; metalloendopeptidase activity. The transcript has 11 exons. Bases 158 to 1711 code for a protein of 517 amino acids. The record is from RefSeq and is a predicted model, not a curated record. Gene Ontology annotation, biological process: membrane protein intracellular domain proteolysis; regulation of response to endoplasmic reticulum stress. Gene Ontology annotation, cellular component: membrane; cytoplasm. NCBI's taxonomy places the organism in Eukaryota, Metazoa, Chordata, Mammalia, Eulipotyphla, Soricidae.